Molecule: messenger RNA, 1815 nt
Organism: Lodderomyces jiufengensis
Lineage: Eukaryota; Fungi; Ascomycota; Pichiomycetes; Serinales; Debaryomycetaceae
Exons: 1
Coding region: 1-1815 (604 amino acids)
Biological process (GO): RNA polymerase II preinitiation complex assembly; DNA-templated transcription initiation
Cellular component (GO): SLIK (SAGA-like) complex; SAGA complex; transcription factor TFIID complex
Molecular function (GO): TBP-class protein binding; DNA binding; protein heterodimerization activity
Source: RefSeq, a predicted model, not a curated record
AUGGACAAUUCAACAGGCUCUCUGGCGCCUAAUACAAAUACACCGACCCCUACUCCAGAAGUAGAACUUAAUCCACAAAGAGUAAAAGCACUUAUGAAGAAACUAAAAGAUGAAUUAGAAGCAAGUAAAACAGAAACAGACCCAGUAAAAGUUAGAGAACAUUUAUCAGUAGUUGAAAAAAUUAAAAGAGUUUUGGUGGCAUUUCAAGAAAAGAAACAAAAUCAACAACAACAACAACAACAACAACAACAACAACAAUUAAGAAAUAAUAGUGUAACUAACUCAGAGAAUACAGUAAUACCAAAUAAUGAAAAUCAAUUAAAUUCAGCUUCUACAAUAGCGAAUCAUCAAGUGAGUCAACGUCCAAAUUCAAUUUCAACUUCUCAAUCACAAACUCCAAUAUCUACUCCUUCUCAUACUCCAUCUGGUCUCACACAACAACAAUCCCAACCACAUUCACAAUCUCAAUUUCAAUCUCAAUCUCAACCUCAAUCUCAACCUCAAUUUCGUCCUCAAAGCCAAACUUCCACUCAAGCUCAUCAAUCAGCAUCUCAAGUUCCAUCACAAGUAACAUCACAAAUACAAGCUCGAGGUUCACCUCAAUUACAACCACAAUCACAAUCACAACCACCAUCACAACCACCAUCACAACCACCAUCACAACCACCAAUACAAUCACAAAGUCAAGUCCAAUCACCUCAGUUAUCGCAAAUUCAAUCACCAGUUCCUCAAAAGCCCACCACUACUACCAACUCAAAUGAAAAUCAAAAAGUAACCAUUGAAAAAUAUCAACAAGUUAAAAAUGUGUUAAAAGAUUUAGUUGAAAAAGUUCAAAACUUAACAAGUGCAAAAGAAAAAGAAACUGAUCCAAUUAAGAAGCAAAGUUAUGAUAAAUCAAUAGCUGAAAAUAGAACUUUACUUCAACAAUAUCAUAGAGGUGCAAUAUAUAUGAGAUCAGUUUUAGUUGAAUCUGGGAGAUUAUCUGCAAAUUCAACUCCAGUAAAUGUAUCAUCUCCUAAAAUUGCGACUACAAAUACAGCAAACCAAUCAGCUACUCCCCUAACCCAAUUAAAUGCAAAUAAAAACACAAGUAAUGAAAUAACUUCAAGCUCAUCAUUGACUGAUUUGUCUGGAAAAUCAGAAAAUUCAACUGCAUCUAUUGCAAAUUCAAACAUUGUAAAUAAAAAAUCCACAUCACCAGCUGCAACAAUUAAUUCAUUAGCAAAACCUCCAUUAACUACCACCACUACUACUCCUACAAUAGCUACUCCCGGUAUUUUGUCAUCCACUGCCAAUGUUAAAACUCCUACUGUAUCAAGAGUUGCAAGUUCAGUGAGACUAUCAACUCCAAACCAACCAAUGAAUCCAACAUCUACUGUUAAUUCAGCUAUCAAGCGUCCUUUACUUAAUAAUAACCCAAUUAAUCUGACAUCAACUACUAAUCUAGUAAACUCAUUAAAUUAUUUUCAAGAUUCUACAAGAACUCCAACCAAUAUACCAGAUAAUGAGGGUAGAGUUUUGACUAAACGUAAAUUAAAUGAAUUAAUAACAAAUAUAUCGAUUGAUCAAGGUGAUUCUAAAACAGCAGUUGAUAAUGAUGUUGAAGAAAUUUUCUUAGAUUUAGCUGAUGAAUUUGUACGUAAUGUUACGGAAUUUUCAUGUAAUUUAGCAAAACAUAGAAAAUUAGAUAAAGUUGAUAUAAGAGAUGUUCAAUUAAAUCUUGAAAAUAAUUGGGGUAUUAAAGUUCCUGGUUAUAUGUCUGAUGAAAUAAAAGCAGCAAGAAGAUGGACUAAGAAAUCAGAUCAAAAAAAAUAA